Molecule: messenger RNA, 1343 nt
Organism: Cyprinodon tularosa
Lineage: Eukaryota; Metazoa; Chordata; Actinopteri; Cyprinodontiformes; Cyprinodontidae
Product: annexin A1-like
Exons: 12
Coding region: 237-1271 (344 amino acids)
Biological process (GO): positive regulation of G1/S transition of mitotic cell cycle; regulation of cell shape; myoblast migration involved in skeletal muscle regeneration
Cellular component (GO): plasma membrane; cytoplasm
Molecular function (GO): cadherin binding involved in cell-cell adhesion; calcium-dependent phospholipid binding; calcium ion binding
Source: RefSeq, a predicted model, not a curated record
CUGCUCAUGUUAGGCGGUAAGAAGUUUAAGACUGAACAGGGGAGCUGCUGCAGAUUUCAGAGACAAGUGACAAAAGCUGACAGAUGAUUGGCUGAUGUGCUGCUGGUCAUACAACUCUAACAGCAAAGGGUGGAGAUGGGCGUGAUCUAAACUCACUCCAACCGUCUGCAGACCGAAAGGUGAUCUUCUUUGACUCAGUCUAAACCUCUGAAACUUGUUUCAAAUAUCCAGUUGAGAUGUCAAUUUUCAAGAAGUUCUUCAAAGAUAACGUCCAUGACAGAGACCCAGAGAAGGAGUCUGUCAAGGAGAAAGAAAAACCAAAGUACUACGGGACAGUAAUUCCGUAUCCGAAUUUCAAUGCCAGCAGUGAUGCUUCAGUCCUUCAGAGCGCCAUCGAAAGUAAAGGGGUGGAUGAGGAUGUGAUCAUUGCCAUUCUGGUGAAGAGAAGCAACGAGCAGAGGCAGAAGAUUAAAGCGGUUUAUGAAGCUUCCAGUGGAAAAAAUCUGGUUAAAUCCUGGGAGUCGGUUCUCAGGUCAGAUUUGGAGGAUGUGGCUCUGGCUCUGCUCAUGCCUCCAGCUCACUUUGAUGCCUACCUGCUCAGGAAAGCCACCAAGCGUUUGGGCACGGACGAAGAGGUCCUCAUCGAGAUUCUGGCAACAAGAACCAACAGUGAAAUCCAAGAGAUCAAGAGAGUCUUCAAACAAGAGUACAAACAAGACCUGGAGGAGGUGAUAAAAGAGGAGACCAAAGGCGACUUCAUGAAUGCUCUGCUGGCCCUGCUGAGCGCUAAACGGGACGAGAGCACAGAGGUUGACAUGGAGCUGGCCAGAAAGGAUGCAAAGAUUUUGUUUGAAGCAGCUGAAACUAAGGGUGACAUAGACGUGUCCACCUUCAUCGACAUCCUGACUACACGCAACGGCCCGCAGCUCUCUAAGACGUUUCACCACUAUGCUGCCGUCAGUGACCUGAAGUUACCCAGAGCCCUGCAGAUGGAGCUGAGCGGAGACAUCGAGGACUGCCUCAUUGCCAUUGUGAAAUGUGCUUGGAACACCCCUGCUUUUUUUGCUGAGAAGCUGCAUAACGCCAUGAAGGGCCACGGAACAUGUGAGGACACUCUGAUCCGGGUCCUGGUGAGCCGCUCCGAGAUCGAUCUGCAGAAAAUCGUAGAAGAAUACAGGGCUAUGUAUGAGAACACCGUUCAUGAGGACAUUGUGAAUGACACUAAAGGACAUUAUCAGAAAGUCCUGCUCGGGCUGUGUGGACCUUACUGAAAGAAGAGGACUUCCACCUCUUUAGGAACGGAAGCAGAAACACAUAAAUCAAAUAAAGAAAUCUGUUACAUU